AUGUUCGGGGGAUCAUGGCUAGAAACCACCAAAAGUUACAUAACUAUCGAUGUAGUUGAUCCACAAAUUACAGUAGAAUCAUUACAAAUCGUUUUUGGGUCAUUGUACAAUGAUGAAGUCAUCCUCAAUCCCAAAGAUAUUGUUCCAGUUUUAGCAGCAGCCACAAUGUUCCAAUUGGACGGGAUAAUUGAGAAGUGUACUGAAGUUAUGAUGGAGACAAUUAAUCCUAAGACUGUUUUUACUUAUUACGACGCAGCUAGUCAAUAUGGUCACAAAAAGUUGAAGGAAGCUUGCAUUUACUGGUUCCUUGUGAAUCUCAUGACGUAUUAUUACAGUGGUUCUCUGGUAACUUUACGCACAAUUCCAGUGUCUCUCAUGAUAUCUUUGGUUGCUAAUCCCGAUCUUUUCGUGAUGCAGACCGAAUUCUCCAUUUAUGUUAUGUUAAAAUUCUGGAUGUACAUGCACUUACAUCCUGAUCUGAACGAGAGUCCUCCCGUUAAAGAAAUCAAUACCUUUUACUGUUCCAGAAAAGGAGAAACUGCGUUUUUAUUGACGAAAGAAGGAGAAAAAUUCAAACCAGCCUUUAGAGGAUUAAGGUUGCACAAUCUCAUUUCACAUUACAUGGACGUGGAAAUGAUAGAAAGGGAUAACAUCGUCCCACAGCACUGGUUAAACCCUGUGGUUGUUGACCAGUGGAAAACAAUGCUCAAGAUUAAUCAGAAUGAAGACAGUGGACCCUCCGCUGAUCUUUCUGCUGAUUUGUUCUUGAACAAGAGUCUUCGUUGUGGACGGAUUUUGAACGAAAGGGGGAGACACAUGUGGCGAUGGACGGGAUUUCACUAUGGUAUCGACCUUCUCAUGAUAACAGACUGUACGACGCUAUCGAUCAAAAGGAACCACAGGCCUGAAUUUGAACAACUUCUUAGUCAACAGAAUUCCAGAAAUAUAUCGAUAAGAGUUACAGUGGUUUCUUUAAACGAACAGAGACAAGUGGUGUACAAACAGACUUCGGAAAUGAGGAAUUUAACAUUAACAAAAAGUGAAGAGAUCACUCUGAUGACGUUAGACAAAGACCUCAGGUUCCCCUUAAUAAUAUCGACGAACGUUCUAUUCACCACCCCCAAUAACCAAGAACUCCAAGAACAGACGAUACAAACUAUAGGGUAA
Agrilus planipennis (emerald ash borer) is the source of this 1167-nucleotide messenger RNA. Its product is annotated as protein germ cell-less. Gene Ontology annotation, molecular function: protein binding. NCBI's taxonomy places the organism in Eukaryota, Metazoa, Arthropoda, Insecta, Coleoptera, Buprestidae. Gene Ontology annotation, biological process: germ cell development. The transcript is spliced from 5 exons. Bases 1 to 1167 code for a protein of 388 amino acids. The record is from RefSeq and is a predicted model, not a curated record.